AUGGCAUAUAAAAAGCAGAACACCGCGUCCGCCAUUGGCGCCAAGAUUUCUCAACUGUUGCGGCUCGACAGGGGCGAGAACUGGAUCUAUUGCGGAUUCUUCGUGGCGCUCAUUGUGUUGUACAAGCUCUUCUCCGAUGGCGACUUCUCGUUUUUGCUGACGUUGUCGUCCAUGAUCAGCUGCCUCAGCUUCAUCGUGGUGACCUACUGCAUCACUUCGGCCAAGUCGUGCAAAGGCAUAUCGCUGGAGACCAUGAAAUGCUACUUCGUGUUGCUGUGCUCGAGGCUCAUGUCGAUUGUGCCCUUCCAAGGGUACCUGCCGUCGGACUCCAGUGGCGACUUCCUCUACCAGUUUUCGGAGUUCGUGGCCUGCUGCUUCGCCGGUUACAUCGUGUACCUCUGCGCGUACAAGUACCAUGACACCUACGAGAAGGAAACGGACACCAUGCCAUCUUACUACGUGAUGCUUCCUAGCUUCCUGUUGGCCUUGUUCAUGCACCCCAACCUUAACCGCAACAAGUUUGGAGACACGUGCUGGGCGUUCGCCCUCUACGUGGAAACCUUCUGCGUUCUUCCACAAUUGGUCAUGUUCCGCGCGUCGGAUAGGGCUAAGAAGUCGACUGUACACUUCACUGCGGCACAGUCGGCCGCCAAGUUUUUGGGAUUCAUCUUUUGGCUUUCAACCUUCAGGGAGCUGAAUGCACGUGGCAACAUGCUCACUCACUACGUUGGACACUGGGUCAUCUUCACGCAGUGCAUCCAGAUGCUGAUUAUCGCUGACUUCGUGCUCCACUAUAUGCAGUGUAUCACUCGCGGAAUCUCGGUGGAGCUCGUGAUGACGGAGGAUGUGUAA
This is a messenger RNA of Babesia bigemina, 852 nucleotides long. Its product is annotated as membrane protein, putative. The transcript is spliced from 2 exons. Gene Ontology annotation, cellular component: membrane. The coding region runs from base 1 to 852 and encodes 283 amino acids. Gene Ontology annotation, biological process: protein retention in ER lumen. Lineage: Eukaryota; Apicomplexa; Aconoidasida; Piroplasmida; Babesiidae. Gene Ontology annotation, molecular function: ER lumen protein retrieval receptor activity. The record is from RefSeq and is a predicted model, not a curated record.